Messenger RNA from Anopheles stephensi (Asian malaria mosquito), 1075 nucleotides. RefSeq names its product leptin receptor gene-related protein. The record is from RefSeq and is a predicted model, not a curated record. Lineage: Eukaryota; Metazoa; Arthropoda; Insecta; Diptera; Culicidae. The coding region runs from base 319 to 666 and encodes 115 amino acids. The transcript is spliced from 4 exons. Gene Ontology annotation, cellular component: endosome. Gene Ontology annotation, biological process: late endosome to vacuole transport via multivesicular body sorting pathway.
AAACGUCAACUCAUUUCGCGCAGAACGUCAACACAACAAAAACAAUUUUGGGAAACAACGAAAAACCAAAGUAAAAAUGGCAGAAUCACUGAAAGGUAAAUCUUGUUUUUGACUCUAAUUUACCCGUGCAGAAUGUGAAACAAGCACUGUUACCGUUUUGCAACGGUGUCAGUUAAAAACGCUUCACAUGGAAUAGUUUCCAGUUGGUUAACCCGUGUUUCCAUUCCCUGCAUUUCUUUCUCGCUGCGGCCUUCAUUGUUUGGUUGACGAUGAAUAAUCACCCCUACUACGCUCAUCCGUGUUGCCUCAGUAAUUGUAAUGCUCGCCAUGCUUUGCUCCAUCGGGCUGACGAUGAUCAUCCUAGCCUGUGCGCUUCCGGCGUACAACUUGUGGUGGCCAAUGUUCGUCGUAGUGUUCUACUUCUUAUGUCCAUUGCCGACAAAGAUCGCCAAGCGGGGCAUGCAAUCGGACGGCCGUGCCGCAAACGCAAUGUUUGCUACGAUCGGCAUCGUCAUGAGCAGCUUCGCACUGCCCAUCGUUUUGGCCCGUGCUGAAGUGAUCCAAUGGGGUUCCUGCCUGUUAACGCUAGCGGGUAACGUAGGCGUGUAUGCAACCAUCCUGGCGUACUAUUUCGGUUUCGAAUCGAUUGAUUCGGGAAUGUGGUGAAGUGCGCUCCGGUUCGUCAUCAUCAGCCGCCUUCCGUAAAAUUUAACGUGCGCCGAACAGUGUUUCGCACCGUGAAAACAUCGCAUUCACAUUUCCAUCAACCAUUCAUCGAACCUCCGCUUUCCAUCGCGCGCGCCACCUUGUGUGCAAUAUUGCAUACAAAAGACCGAAAUGCUUCGAAUAGUUGCGUUGUAACGCGGCUGCCGGAAGGCGUUUGAUACUACACCAUCACCAAUUGUUUUGUGUCCCAUUGCCGGACGGAUGCUAGAAAGGUAGCGCGGGUGCAUGUAUAAUGAGGUUUAUUCGAUCGGAACUUAAUUAAGUGUAAAAAUUAUUUAACAAUCCACUCAUUGCAGAAUAACUCAAUAAAAUGCAAUUAUUUAGAGACCAUCAUUUCACAGAGUAUAAA